CGGUGGAGAUCGAGGCGCGUUCUAAACUACCACUACCGGUCGCGCCCCCGGCCAACCCCAUAAGCCUGCCUACUAACUGACGGGCCUUCAAGAACUGCUGGGGUUCCCGCGAAUAGGUUGGACAGCUUAGCUCUCAAGAUGGCAGCCCCCACUGCUUCCGACCAAAUGGAUCCCCAAGUCAUGUCCCAGCUCCUCCUGACUGUGGCCAUGGAAAACCUGGGCCUCGCAGGCUUCACUGGAAUGAGUAGAAUCAAAAGGAGGUCAUUCCCUACCUCACUAUUGGACGACUCACAAUGGACCGAGAAAAAAGACCCCCGGCACCUAUUCAAAAUGCAGGCGCCAGCUGCUUGGACGGCGGCCUGUCCUUUGUGUAGUGCCGAAGGCCCAGAAUGGGCUCAAGUGGUGCAGGAGCCCCCAUUCUCAAUCCAGAUCCAUUCUGAAACGUCCCACGGCAAAAUUGUCGUCCAGCCAUUCUUACACGGGAGGUCCCACACGGACUGGGACGACGCCUGGGGCAAACGGAGUGGCCGAGCAGCGUUUUCCCGCCGCUUCCGCGCGCUCAAGGGGAUCGCUCUAAAGAAGGACUUGAAAGACCAGGAACUGUUGGCAGCGUCUGUGGGCAACUUGGAGUGGCUGCAUCAAUGCCUGAGGUCGUUCAAGGGCGAUAUCCAGUGUGACCGCAGGGGCUUCUCAGCCCUCCACCUGGCAGCCGAACGGGGCAACCUGCAGUGUGUGAUAGCGCUCGUGGAGCAGUACAAGUUCCCCCUGGCGGCCACCACGAAAAAGGGCUGGACGCCCCUUCACCUGGCUCUUACCAGGAACUCUCCGGGCGUGGCCCUCAAAUGUGUUCAGUAUCUCCUGAAUAAGGGCGCUCCGGUCAAUGUACGGAAUCAAAAUGGCGUUACGCCUCUGCACCUGGCAGCCUUGGAGGGCAUGCUGGAUUGCUUAAAGUUCCUGGUGAAAGCAGGAGCUGAUGUCCAUGCCGUCGACAACCAGAAGCGGAAGGGCAUUGACUUAUGCAGGAUAUGGCACCACCGAGAGUGUGCCCGGUUCCUGAAGGAUGCCAUGUGGAAACAAGACAAGGAAGAGUGGGCCAUCGAGAUGAAUCGACUGAACCAGCUUAAAAAGAAACUGCUGGUCAUGGAGAAGAAUUACCUCCUUAAAAAGAAGAACGAGAAGGACGCCCGAAACAAAGAGGCCUUCGAGAAGUGGCGCAAAUCUAAGCCUCUGCCCAAAUUGCCCAUGAUUAAGGCCCCUGUGCCCUCCCCGGUCUCGGAGGAAUCCCCCAGGAGCAUAAACGACCUGCCGGGAACUCCCCCAGACACAACAGAAACUCCAGCCAUCACGAAGGAAUCCCCCCGGGCCACAAAGGAAUCCCCCCGGGCCACAAAUGAAUCCCCUGGGGCCACAAAGGAAUCCCCCCGGGCCACGAAGGAAUCCCCCCAGGCCACGAAGGAAUCCCCCCGGGCCACGAAGGAAUCCCCCCGGGCCACGAAGGCAUCCCCCCGGGCCACGAAGGCAUCUCCCCGGGCCACGAAGGCAUCUCCCCGGGUCACGAAGGCACCCCAGGGAGCCACCAAGGAGAAGGAAUCUCCCCAGACCACGAAGGAAUUCCCCCAGGUCACAAAGGAAUCCCCCCGGGUCAUGAAGGAAUCUCCCAGGGCCACGAAGGAAUUCCCCCGGGGCAGGAAGGAAUCCCCCCUGGACUCGAAGGAAUCUCCGCAAGCCAGGAAGGAAUCCCCCCGGGUCGCGAAGGAAUCCCCCCGAGUUGCAAAGGAAUCCCCCCGGGUCGCGAAGGAAUCCCCCCGGGUCGCGAAGGAAUCCCCCCGGGUCGCGAAGGAAUCCCCCCGGGUCGCGAAGGAAUCCCCCCGGGUUGCAAAGGAAUCCCCCCGGGUCGCGAAGGAAUCCACGGGACUUCGGAAGAAGGGCACCCAGCUCCAGAAGUCUCUUGUGACGAAAGAGGCCCCCAGAGUUAAGAGGCACCCCCCAGGCACGAGGGCCCUGGCCCCGCUGAGACCUCACCCUCCCUCCAAGCCCCGGCCCGCUUUGGCUCGGCUGGGCCGUCGGAGGCUCUUCCCCUCUCCCAGAGCCCAGCCCAGCCCAAGCUCCUGGACCGUUCUCCCGUCUUUGAGCCCCCUCAUUUCCAGCUCCCGGAUCCACUCCGGCCUGCGCUCCCUGUCCGGCUCCCAGCCCGCCUGGAGCUCCCGGGCCCCGUCGGGGCUGGACAGCCUCCGCCCUCCUGUCGUCAUCCCCCAGCCCGAGCCCUCUAUCUCCGAGGCCGAGUCCACCUCGUCCCAGCGCCCCCCGUCCACCUCGUCCCAGCGCCCCCCGUCCACCUCGUCCCAGCGCCCCACGUCCCACGGCUCGAUGGCGCCCCCCGAGCGCCCUCCCUUGGACUCGGGGCUGCCGGUGGCCACGCCUGCCCCCAUGUCCCUCCUGGACCGCUACAUGGCCGACGUGCGGCUGAGGGUCCCGCGGCCCCGGCCCCGGCCGCGGUGGCGACCCCAGUUCUCCUGGGUGACCAAGUGGAACCCGAGCACCAACCUCGCCACGCGGCCCGUCACGCAGAUCGCGCGGAUCCCCGACCUCUGCCUGGGCUUGCAUCCGGACCCGCUGACCGAGCCGCACAACUUCCGCAAAUUCCUCAGGUUCGUCCCCAACGGCGAGGGCGGGAUGCUGAUCCAGACAGCCGACCGCCAGUGGAUCUUCCCGGUGCCACAGCUGCCCUACGAAGUCCUGCUCCGAGAGCUGUGCCCGCCCAAGAAGCCGGGCCGCGGCAGGCUGCCCAUGGGGCUGCGGCGCACCCACUUGCCGGACCUGCCUCGGAGGCGCUACUUCGGCCCCCAGUACUUCUGGACCGACGCCAUGGCCAUGAGCCUCCGGGACACCUUCGACCCCGCCUUCAUCUCCACGGUGCGGAAGCACCAGGGGCUCCCCGAGUCCUCCACCCCCAGCCUCUCCUCUCUGGCCCUCAGACAGUGCUUGGCCAUCUUCUUUUGCCUUUGCCACCCCCUCCCCCACCGAUAAAAGCGUUUUCUUGACUUGGC
Messenger RNA from Monodelphis domestica (gray short-tailed opossum), 3047 nucleotides. It is a transcript of the gene ANKRD53, whose product is annotated as ankyrin repeat domain 53. Gene Ontology annotation, biological process: mitotic metaphase chromosome alignment; positive regulation of microtubule polymerization; regulation of mitotic cytokinesis. Gene Ontology annotation, molecular function: protein binding. The record is from RefSeq and is a predicted model, not a curated record. Gene Ontology annotation, cellular component: spindle pole. Lineage: Eukaryota; Metazoa; Chordata; Mammalia; Didelphimorphia; Didelphidae.